AACAAUUCUGGUGGAGUAGUUGUAUCUCAUUCCGGUGUUAAGUUUUUGUUUUUUGUGAUUUUGGUGAAAUGCAAUCUAGUGUCGGAUUUAUAGACAAGCUUCGAUGGCGUUUAAAUGUCCUUGGAAAUAAAUAUACUCAAUACCGUCUAUCUACCUAUGAGACUGCCAUUGUCGAAACGGAGUAUGGCAAAGUGAAGGGCCUGAAACGUAAUACAAUCUAUGAUGUACCGUAUUAUAGUUUUGAGGGUAUACCCUUUGCUAAGCCCCCGGUGGGAGAGUUGCGCUUCAAAGCUCCGCAACGACCAGACCCCUGGGUUGGUGUACUUGAUUGUCUCAAUGCCAAGAAUAGAGCUGUACAAUUGCAUAUGAUAACAAAUAAUGCGGAAGGAUCAGAAGAUUGUCUGUAUUUGAAUGUAUAUACAAAAGAUCCAAAAUCUGAUAAGCCACGUCCGGUCAUGGUUUGGGUACACGGUGGCGGUUUUGUUGUAGGCGAAGCUAAUCGCGAUUGGUUUGGACCUGAUUAUUUUAUGGAGAAAGACGUUAUAUUAGUUACCAUUCAGUACCGCUUGGGUGUUUUUGGCUUCCUAUCACUCAGCACGCCAGAGCUGAAUGUACCCGGUAAUGCUGGACUUAAAGAUCAAGUGUUGGCACUGAAAUGGAUCAAAAGUAAUAUAGCUAAUUUCGGUGGCGAUCCAAAUUGCAUAACUGUAUUUGGUGAAAGUGCUGGUGGUGCCGCAACGCAUUAUCUUAGUAUUACAGAACAGACUAGAGGACUCUUUCAUCGUGCAAUUUUAAUGUCAGGCACUGCAAUAGCUCCUUGGGCAUUGAACGACUUGGACGGAAAUGCCUAUUCUCUAGCUAAAUUAGCAGGAUAUAGUGGUGUAAAUGAUGAGACAAAAUUGUUAGAAUAUCUGAAGAAUUGCAAUGCAACCGAUUUGGCUAAGUUAGAAAUUCAAGUGUUGACCGUAGUAGAAAUGAAAAGAAAAACUCUCUUCCCUUUUGGACCUUGCGUGGAGCCCUACGAAACACCUGAGUGUGUAUUUGCCAAAAGUCCACGUGAACAAAUGAAGACAGCAUGGAGUAACUCAAUACCGAUUUUAUCUGGUAACACUUCUGCGGAAGGAUUAUUAAUGUUACCAUUUAUUAAGGCAAUGCCUAGCGCACUGAAGGAAUUGGAGACAUGCCGCAACUUUGUGCCCUUUGAAAUCAUGGAUGAUGUGGAUAUUGUUGAAAAUUCUAAAAAAUUGAAAAAAAUACAUGCAGAUAGUAGUGAUUUAUCAAUUGACGAAUGUAUGGAUAUCAAUGCAUAUUAUCUCUUCCAUUUACCGCUAUAUCGUGUUCUUUUGUCCCGUUUAACAUAUGCUCCGAGCGCUCCUACAUAUCUAUACCGCUUCGAUUUCGACUCGGAAGUACUAUCGUUUCCAUAUCGCAUUUGGCGUUUGGGACGUGGUGUUAAGGGUGUUUCGCACGGUGAUGAACUUAGCUACCUCUUUUCCACUGCAAUUACAUAUCGUCAGCCGAAAGAUAGUCCCGAGUAUAAAACAAUACAACGUAUGAUUGGAAUUUGGACACAAUUUGCCGCGACUGGAAAUCCAAAUGCCAAAGAUUUGCAAGGCAUGGAAAGAGUUGUUUGGGAACCAGUACGUGAAUCUCAACCAUCAUACAAGUGUCUGAAUAUUGGUGAGAAAUUGGAAUUUAUUGAUUGGCCAGAAAUGGAGAAGGUUAAAGUGUGGGCCAGCACAUUUGACAAAAAGAAGGAGCUAUUAUUUUGAAUAUACUGCUCCUUUUCGACAGUAUUCAAUAAAUGUUGAGAAAUCUAUAUUUUAUUUAUCUUUUAUAACUACUUAAUAAGAUAUAAAGUAAUUUUCUAUAUUUUUUUAAAUGACAAUUAAAUUUUUUCAAUAAUAAAAAAAAACAGUCUCGCAAAAA
Molecule: messenger RNA, 1929 nt
Organism: Ceratitis capitata (Mediterranean fruit fly)
Lineage: Eukaryota; Metazoa; Arthropoda; Insecta; Diptera; Tephritidae
Product: esterase B1
Exons: 6
Coding region: 69-1772 (567 amino acids)
Source: RefSeq, a predicted model, not a curated record